This is a messenger RNA of Ylistrum balloti, 900 nucleotides long. RefSeq names its product probable diguanylate cyclase DgcC. Gene Ontology annotation, biological process: negative regulation of bacterial-type flagellum-dependent cell motility; cell adhesion involved in single-species biofilm formation; phosphorelay signal transduction system. Gene Ontology annotation, cellular component: plasma membrane. The transcript has a single exon. Gene Ontology annotation, molecular function: diguanylate cyclase activity. Bases 1 to 900 code for a protein of 299 amino acids. The record is from RefSeq and is a predicted model, not a curated record. NCBI's taxonomy places the organism in Eukaryota, Metazoa, Mollusca, Bivalvia, Pectinida, Pectinidae.
AUGAUACAACGAUCACGCAUCAAUAUCCUUUAUCUUGAACAGUCUAAACGCGCCACAGAGUGGGUUCAAAACACGCUAAAAGAACAGCUAGAAAGACAUUUCUCUUUAAAACACAUCCUGACCCUUAAAGAAGGCCUUGAAGCAAUAGAUAAAAAUUCUUUUGAUCUUGUCUUAUCUGAACUGAUGCUUGAUGAUAGCAGUGGUAUUGACACCUUUUUAGCUCUUAAAGAGCGUUCAACCAAUUUACCUAUUGUUAUCUUUACAAGCGUAGAUGACAACGAACUAGCUCUAACAACAGUCCGCCAAGGUGCUCAAGACUAUCUCAUCAAAGGAAAAACAGAUCAAUUUGCUCUUGCACGUUCUAUUAACUACGCCAUAGAACGACAGCAGUUACAAGAUAAAAUACGUACAAGAACAUUAAAAGAUGAAUUAACAGGCCUUUAUAACCAACGUGGUUUUCAUGCACUAGCUCAUGAAUAUGCAGCACUAGCAGAACGUACAAAAAGAAGCAUGCUAAUUCUAUUUAUUGACCUUGACGGACUGAAAAAAAUCAAUGAUACUCUUGGCCAUUCAGAAGGUGAUCACGCCAUUGUUGCUGCAAGUGCAGUACUUGAACGUACAUUUCGUGCAACAGACCUUAUCGCACGACUAGGCGGUGAUGAGUUUGCAGCAUUGCUAAUGGAAACAGAAGAUCAGACAGAAGAACUCGUACGAGACAGAUUACAAGCCAUGCUAACACGGCAUAAUACACAGAAACGUCGCGACUAUGAUCUUAAAAUGAGUAUUGGCUUUUCACGUUUUGAACCUGGAAGCUCCCGUCCAAUUCAAGAGUUACUCAAAGAAGCUGAUGAGGCUAUGUACCAAGACAAACGUAAACGUAAAGCCGUUCGUAAAGACUAA